AUGAACUAUAUUAGUUUGCAAGUGUUGAGAACUGCAACAUCCAAUUUUUCUGUAAACAAUAAACUGGGGGAGGGAGGAUACAGAGAGGUUUUUAAGGGUGAAUUGCAGGACGAAAAGGAAAUAGUCGUCGAAAGGCUGUCAGCAAACUCUGCUCAAGGGUUCAAUGAGCUGAAAAAUGAUCUAGUGUUAACCAACAAACUUAAGCACAAGAAUCUGGUGCAGCUUCUCUGUGUUUGCUUGCAAGAGAAACUGCUGGUGUACGAAUAUAUGCCUAAUGGAAGCCUAGACACGACCCUUAUCGCAGAUCCUGAGAAGGCAAACCAACUGGACUGGACGAAAAGAAAAGGCAUCAUCUCCGGGAUUGAUCGAGGUCUAUUGUAUCUCCAUGAGGACUCUCGGCUUAAAGUCAUACACCGUGACCUGAAGCCAAGCAACGUCUUACUCAACGUGGAUAUGAACCCCAAGAUCUCAGACUUUGGUCUGUCUAUGUUAGGGACCCUUUCCAUUGUGCGGCCCAACGACAGAUGA
This is a messenger RNA of Triticum turgidum subsp. durum (durum wheat), 528 nucleotides long. The record is from the annotation of a GenBank genome assembly. NCBI's taxonomy places the organism in Eukaryota, Viridiplantae, Streptophyta, Magnoliopsida, Poales, Poaceae.